This is a messenger RNA of Oreochromis aureus, 2986 nucleotides long. It is a transcript of the gene ttyh1, whose product is annotated as tweety family member 1. Gene Ontology annotation, molecular function: intracellularly calcium-gated chloride channel activity; volume-sensitive chloride channel activity. The record is from RefSeq and is a predicted model, not a curated record. Gene Ontology annotation, cellular component: smooth endoplasmic reticulum membrane; plasma membrane. NCBI's taxonomy places the organism in Eukaryota, Metazoa, Chordata, Actinopteri, Cichliformes, Cichlidae. The transcript has 16 exons. Bases 339 to 1880 code for a protein of 513 amino acids.
UUUUUUUUUUCCUUCUACUCAGUAUUUCAUGUUGCCUUUCUCUGCAUCUCCCACUCCCCGUUUUCUUCUCAGUGUGCCUCUCUUCCCCCAUUUUUCUGUGCAUCUCUUCCUCUCAUUAGCCCUCAUCACACUGAGAGAGGAGUUCACUAUUGUGCAUCCAGCAUCCAUUUUUUCUGGAUGAUGUUUUCUCAAGAGCAUCAGGCGGUGAUGGCUGGCAGUAUACCUCUCUGAGUGGUUAAAUAUUUCACGGACGCCGGCAGAGAGAAGAGACAGAAGGAGAGAGAAACCUCCCAACACAACCGACAGAGGGUGGAGGAGGGGACUGGUGGCAGCAGAAAAUGGCUACCAUGACUACAGUACCCAGCUAUAACCCUUCGCUGUGGGUGAGAAUGUGUCACGCCCUGCCCCGGCUGGACUUCUCCAUGCAGAUGAGGGACAACGUCUUUGUCCCUGACAGCUGGGAGUACCAGCAGACUUUGCUGGUUUUGUCCAGUUUAUCAGCCAUCGCUCUUGUUAUCUCCCUAUUGGUGGUUCUCUCCUUCCUCAUACACUACUGCUGCUGUCACCGUGGUGACCGGAACGAAGGAUCAGAAGAAGAGGAGGAGGAUGAGGAUGGCAGCACGGGUCACGGUUAUAGUGGGAAGAAGGGGCGGGGAAUCUGCUGUGUCACGUGGGUGGCGGUGGCGGCUGUCACGCUCUGCUGUGUUGCCAUAGGCAUCGGUUUCUAUGGCAACAGUGAGGCUAAUGAUGGGAUGUAUCAGUUGACCUCGUCUCUUCUCACAGCCAAUUAUACGCUAGCUUCCAUCGAUCUGCUGAUUUCAGACACAAUUACUGGACUUCAGCUGUCUAUCUCUGGACCACUGGCCUCGAUGGAGGAGUUAUUUACCGGCAGCAAACCCUUCCUGGUUUCGACACGGAACUGCCGGAGGUUAUCUGAGAACGUCAUCAACCUCCUCUCCUCCAUCUCCCUGGCUCGGUCCAGCAUUGACACUGGGCUGGGGAAUGACAGCAGUAUCAGCGGGGCGUCCAUCACGCCUCUGACCCCGGUACCGCCCUCUGUGGCGCCUACAGUGGUGCCUAACAGCGGCUUAAUGGCCAGCCCCUUCUCACCUGGCUGGGCGGCCAACACACUGAUGGUCAAUGAGGACUACAGGUGGCUGUCUUAUGUGUUGCUGCUGCUCCUUGACCUCAUAGUUUGUCUGUUCAUCCUGCUGGGACUCGCCAAACAAGCCCGUUGGCUGCUCAUCCUGAUGACAGUGCUGGCUUGGCUGGCCCUCUUCCUAAGCUGGGGCUCCCUGGGUUUGGAGACAGCCACUGUGGUGGCUCUCAGUGACUUCUGCUCAGAUCCAAACGCGUUUGUCCUUAACUCCACCCAGUUCAACAGUGGGACCAGCUCAGACGUGUUGGAUUAUUACCUGACCUGCAACAGGCGCAUGAACAGUCCAUUCCAGCAGCUGCUGACCCAGUCACAGAGGGCACUCUCAAACAUUCACACACAUCUCUCCAGUCUGGACAGAAAUGCUCUCACACAGUUCCCCAAAGCUGAGAAAUCACUCAGGGAUGUUCAACAGAUACUCAACUCAACAGAGGGCAACUUUCAUCAGCUGGUGGCACUACUGAACUGCCGGGGUCUGAAUAAGGACUACAUUGACUCAUUGAAAGGCCUGUGCUAUGACGGGAUGGAGGGAUUGCUCUACCUCUCCCUUUACUCUUUUCUCUCUGCUCUGGCCUUCACUGCCAUCCUCUGCUCUCUACCUGGUGCCUGGAGGAGCUUCCCCAGUGAAUCAGAGGAGUAUGAAGACUCAGACAGCGAGAGUGAGGACCCCUUCACUUCCCAUCAGGACUCCAAACGUUUCCUCCAAUGGCAACCCUGGCUAUGAGAGCCUACCCUUGACUGACAGGCAGUCCCCACCCCCCUCUUACUCUCCCAGCAUGCUGACUGGUUACGGGGGAAGUCAAUCACACCCCAACCCCGCCCAUUCGAGGAACCUGUAUUCACGUUGAUUAUUAUUAUUUUUUGUUAGGAAAUGUAUAGAAAAAAAAUGUUUAGUUUUCUUAUGAAUGGACACUUUAAUGAAAUGAAAAAGAAACUAAUCUAAAUAAAAUGAAUGCUAGGUGUCAAAGUGCGUAACGUCAGUACCACUGAGUAUUAUCAUUAUUACUAUUAUUAUUAUUAAAAGCACUUAAAAGAUACAACCGACAGUGAUUCUGCUGCUUGGUUAUGCUUUAAACCAAGUGUGCUUGGCCUAAAUUCCUCCCUCCCUUUUGUCCAAACUGUGUAAACUGUGGUGAGCCAAGUCAGAAUGGUAUUGACGUUACUACGUUGUAGUUUUAUAUUCUUAAAUGUAUCUGUACCACCACUUUAUUUUCGAGUUUUUAUAUAAAUAUUGUUGUAGAAAAGCACUGGCACGUAGCAACAAGACACAUUUUUUUCUGUGAAUGGUUAUGCAGUUCCUUCACUUGGUAUGAUUUUUUUUUUUAAUUACUUUUUAUAGGUGGCGAUUCUGUAUUUUCCUCGUAUUACCUUAUGGUACUCUGUAUAUCUCUCACUGUCUGUAAUAUCUGAAUAAUCAUGAAUCUUUGCUCUUUAAAAAAACAAAACAAACAAACAAAAAAAACUUGAGGGCUGCCGUGACUCUAUUUUAAUGACGGAACGGAGAACCGCCACCCAGUCUCUGAGGGUGGAGAACUAGAAAUCCCAUGCCAUGACAGCAGAUACAUAGCAAUAUGAAUCUUGCUACUGGUGCUGCAGUAGCCCUACCAUAACUAGCAAUAAUAACUAUGUAUAGCGUUGGAUUUCUGAGAUCUCUCCAAGAAGUUUUUGUGUAUAUAUGGUACCGGUGUGAGAUUUCAUCGAAUCCCUCCCUCUUUGACCCUGUUAACCCUUGAAUUGAGUUUGUAUGGUUAUCAAUGCUCCUUUUGAAUGGCAUCCUUUUACACUCGAGAGUCUAAUAUAAAUAAAAAUAACUUCAAUAACCCGACACUG